AACCCGCCAAUAGCACUACGUCUUGCCCCUCCGACCGCAAGACCAAGAUUUGGUUUUCCUUGUGAAAACUUAACGAUUUUCGUCAUUAUUUUGUACCUAUUACGUGAAGGUUUCAGUGCGGCGUUGGUGAGCCGUGAUUUGGCGGUAGCGAGCGUAGCGCAACCUAAGCCAGUCCGUCGGUCGCCCAUCGCUCGCACACUCGUUCGGCGCGCAACGCACCGUAUCCGCCCGCCCAGUUGACGCGAUUUACAUAAAACUUAUAAUCAAUUUUAAAAAAGCUGUUUACGUGUGGACUGUUUAUUAAAUUUGUGACGUAACAAGGAUGUCCGCUAUGCAAAGCUUCAUGGACUUUUAAGCUGAAUUGGAAAGCCUCAAUUUAUAAAAAUGGCGCGCACGACGGAUGAAGACGAGCUGCACGACGGCAGCGGCGAUGUCGCGCUGACUGCCUACCCCUUCGUCAUGAACGACCUGUAUGUCGACGCUCGCAGGAUGCAACUCUACUCCCACCCACAUAUGCACCCGACGGAGCUGACGGUGCAGGCAGUGUCGUCACACGAGCUACUCAAGCCCAAAGACGAGCCGUCGUACACCCUGGCGCCGAGCUCCACCCUCUGCUCGGUGGAACUUCAUCACCCAGGUUCUUCUCCGUACGAAAAUCGGCUAUGUCUCCAAGACAACAAUGGCCCGGACACAUCCAACUCUCAAAGUGUGAAGGGCGACGAGGAGCUGUCCAGAGUUUACCAAACUUUGAACAUGCAACCACUCUCGAGGGAAGAGAAUACCAGCUCCAAUAACAGUAGCGAAACCAAAAGCAAAUCAAAAUCUACGACUCCGGCCAGCCCCGGGCGCUCGGAGAUGAAGCCGCAGUCCACCACCAGCUCACAGGCGCUCACCAAGCCCCCCUACUCGUACGUCGCGCUCAUCACCAUGGCCAUCCACAGCAGCCAGACCAAGCGAGCCACGCUCAGCGAGAUCUACGCAUACAUCACCAAGGAGUUCCCGUUCUUCGAGAAGAAUAAGAAAGGCUGGCAGAACUCCAUUAGACACAACUUGAGUCUCAAUGAUUGCUUUAUCAAGGUUCCAAGAGAAGGCGGGGGCGAGAGGAAGGGCAAUUACUGGACUCUUGAUCCCCAGUGUGGCGACAUGUUUGAGAAUGGCAACUUCCGCCGCCGCCGCAGGAUGAAGCGUCCCUCGAGAGCCACUCCGUACUCCAAGUCGAUAUUCGGGGACGCUUACCAUGUAGCCCACGUGGCUCAGCACGUACCUCCCCAUAUGCAGCAUCUCCCGUUGGGCGGGAGAAACUACUUUGGGGCUACGUCUCCUUAUCCGCCGUCUUAUCCGAGAUAUGACACGGCAUGGCUGUCUCCCUCCAGCGCCGGCCUGGGCUACGGAGGCGCGUGCGGCGGCGUCGGCCGCAGCCCCCCCGGCUGCUCGCCGCACACCGCACUGCCGCACCAGUCCUCGCCGGUGCCGCUCAACCCGUUCGCGUCGCACCAGCUCCAGGGCCAGAUUCAGAGCCCCUUGCAACCGAUGCAGUCAAUGCCAAUGAAUUACAACACCAUAGGCGGUGUCACUUCUUUGGACGGGUCUCCAAGCCCCGGACCAGGCUACGCGCACUCUUCGGGCGGGUUCUCGCCGAGUCGACACCACGACGUUGUCACCUCGUCUGACACCGCCGUCACCCGGUUUCCCUUCUGGACAGAGGGAGGAUCCCCUAGCCCUAACCCAGGCUACGUGCCAUCGAGCAACUACUCGCCCACGCGACGACACGAGGCCGUCACCUCUUCAGACGCGGCUUCGCGCUUCUCGUUCUGGCCUGAAGCCAUCGGUGUCAAAGAAGAAGCUUCGACGACUCUCAUAACCAACGCCGCACCUUACUCCAAAUGUUUCAUGUGAGCCCAGAGAGAAGCGAGAAACCCAUAAUAGGUACUAUCCUGGCCCAGUCAUUAUGAAAUUAAAUAAAAUAUUUUAUUGCAAAGUUACAAACUCGUAGAAUGAAUACCGAUUAUUUUCAAUGAAUCCAUUAAUAUUGAAAGUAGCAAAAAAUUAUUCAUGAUUUAGUCGGAAAUUGAUCAGUAAAGAAUAACAGGGUGGAAACUUCAACUUUUAUCUGUAAUAUAAUUUUAAAAUGAUAAGAUAACAUUAAUGUGUUAAAUGUGUAUAUACAAAUCUAACGUUAAACGUGCAUUUAAAUGUGUAAGUAGGGGAAAACAGAUUUGGGGUAAUUCUUGACCUUAUUAAAUGUGUUUAAUGUACUCUUUGUAUGUCGUAAUGUUUGUUUUUUAUUCGUAUAAUAAAAUGCAUAUUAGAAUUAAAAGAAAUCAAAUUGUUAACAUGUCAACCACACGUCGUUGCUAAAAAGCUGUAACUAACAAAUGUUUACUUCACGGACAUAUUCGUCUAUCCCACCGUUGCAGUAGGUAGAUAUUUGCGUAUUGCUUUCAAAAUUUAUUGGUAUAAUUAAUUGUUUAAGUAUCGACCAUAAAGAUAGGCAGGCUCAACUAAACUAGCUAUAACUUCACUGGUCGAGCAACUAUACUGUCUAUAUUUUAUACAAAGGUAUGCCAACCAUCGCCGCCACUUUUAGAUCUAUCUGUAGGUAAUUCAGUUCAAAAUGUCCGUAGGUAUGUAGUAGUGAAGGAAAAUUAUUGAAAUUUUUGAGUGGGGUCAUGUCGUACUUGUAUUUUUACUUAGAACAUAUAUAUGACUUUGUCGAAAAAUAGAGGAUCUUAUUUGCAUAGCUCAUUUGUUAUAUUAUUAAUACCCCGAGAGCUAUCCGGUCUUGCUACUACUGAGAAAAUAAGUUAAUUCUAUAACAGUAGUUUUAGUGUGACCAAAAA
Molecule: messenger RNA, 2840 nt
Organism: Leguminivora glycinivorella
Lineage: Eukaryota; Metazoa; Arthropoda; Insecta; Lepidoptera; Tortricidae
Product: forkhead box protein L2-like
Exons: 12
Coding region: 385-1896 (503 amino acids)
Biological process (GO): regulation of transcription by RNA polymerase II; anatomical structure morphogenesis; cell differentiation
Molecular function (GO): RNA polymerase II cis-regulatory region sequence-specific DNA binding; DNA-binding transcription factor activity, RNA polymerase II-specific
Source: RefSeq, a predicted model, not a curated record